CAGUCUUGGUUGCUCAGUGAAAUCGGAGCAGUCGUCGAUCGAGGUACGCUCGUUACUGUAUACCGUAUACACUUACGCGAUCGUUUCAUUCACCAGAAUGAGAAUUCCGGCUUCCAGACCUCGUUUCUAUACGACGCGUUCGAUUUCUAUCAAAAUGUCUCCCUAGGAAGCACUGUUAUUUGCGAACUAGCUCGAUAUAUCUCAAACGAGCAAAGACGCUCGCGCAAACAUUUCUUUAGUCGCGACGAUACGUUUAAAAGCUAGAAUUCACGGCCUUGUAAGUAUGCUUUCUCUUUUAAAAAUAGUUGUGUGUAAUUUCGCGAUUUGAACGAUCGACGAGCGACUUUGUGCGAUCAAGGAAAAUUAUCUUGAAAAACUGACCGAUUUCUCGUCGCAAUCCAUGUAAAUUUCGAUAACAAAUUGGAGACAAUUUAAAAUAGGAUAUUCUUGUCUGUUUAAGCGAUCGAUCCUUAAUUGCGAUUGACACAACCAUAGAUAUAAAAUUAAAGUUAGUUUGAAAAAAUAAGAUAAACCAUAUUAGUGAUCUGAAGAUUCCUAAUUACGACCUACGUGUAUACGUAAUUACUACAAUUUUUGUUUCCAAAAUCAAUACUAUGCAUAUAUUUUAUUUCCAUAUUCACAGGCAUCCAUCAGAAUAUACAUUUGUAGAAAAAUUUGAGAUUUACAUAUAACCUUCGGUACGAUAAUAAAUACUAAAAUAAGGUAUCGUAUAUAUUACAUAAUACUUGUAACAUAUUUUUGCUGCUACUAUACUGCCAGUUUAGAAAAUAGACCGUUACCGAAAAAAUAAACUGAAGCGGAUGUUUUAAUAAAUUGUAAAUCAAAACGAUGAAUAAUACAAAUAUUUUCAACGAGCCAUUAAUUAUUUCUAAGUGCAAUCUUUCUGAACUACAAGAAGUACGUUCUAAUCAUGUUAAAAUGAAGACAAAUAAGUAGAAUUGAAUCUUUUAUGGAAAUUGUGCCAAAAAAAGUUGUUGGCUUAUUAUAUUUGAAAAAAUAGUCAUUCGUUUGAACGUUGAAAAUUGUGCAAAUUGCACGUCAAGCAUAAAAGAUGGAGGCGAACUUACAAGCGACAAGUGGGAAUUGCGCAACGCUUGCAAAGUUUCAUUUACAUAAGCGUGCAAGUAAUAUCAACUAAACUCAAUCUAACAAAUUUUUUCCUUAUUCCAACUCGCUCUUUGUUAAGUCUAAGCUGGCAUAAUAAUCUUCUUCGUUGCGCAAACGAAAAAAGAAAGAAAGCGGUGCCUCAUAGGGCGUUCGAAAGUGGCGCGUUAAUCAAGUGUCACGUGAUAGGUAGUUGAUUAAUAUUGGAGAUCCGUCAUGGUCGAUCGCGUGUGGCAAAAAUCGUCAAAGGUGUUUACGACUUCGCAAAGGUUACUGUAAAAUCUUAUACCAAACGCUAUAAAACAAGGGAACGUAAAAAUAAUUUAAAAAUUAUUGAGACAUUAAAACUAUUAAAGUGUUGAAUAUGUGCGUGAAACCAUGAAAUGUUUGAUUUGUGUAAAAUGUGUUGCUUCGACGGGGAAACGUUUAGACUGGCAAAUUAUUGAAAAUAUGCAAUAAAAUCCAUGAUUCAGCACGAAGUUACUAAAACUAUUCGAGAAAAAAAGAUGUUGCAUGGGUAAUAAACAUGGUGGGAGAUAAACAGAGACGUCGAAGUGUGAGCGAAAUGCUCGAUUGGCGAUGUGUCGUCAGGAAUAAAGGGGACGAUAUGGACGAUACAUGCAUGAACGUGCCCUUCCUCGAGGACUACGACAAGGAUACGAAAAUGCGUCGCAGGAAACGUUCCGGUACUUGGCCGAGAACUAGAAGUCUAAAUGCACCUAGUCCCAUACAACAAUUUGGGCCAUGCGGGCGCAUCAUGAAAAAUUCUGCAAUGAUCAUGACCAUUCAGGAUCCAGCCUCUCAGAGGUUGACGUGGUAUAAACCCCCACUUACUGUUCUAGUCAUCAAGAAGGUCCGUGAUAACUCGGUAUUGCCACCGUUUGUACAAUUAGUCACAUGGCUAAUAGAAGAAAAACGAAUGGUAGUGUUCGUCGAGGCGUCUGUUCUGGAAGAUCCAGCCUUAGCUAGGGACCUUAGAUUUCAGGCGGUUCGAGAUAGGCUACAAACUUUCAGAGAUGGCACGGAUGACCUUCAGGAUCGUAUCGACUUCAUCGUGUGCCUGGGAGGCGAUGGAACUCUUUUAUACGCCAGUUUACUAUUUCAACAAUCCGUACCACCAGUCAUGGCAUUUCACCUUGGGUCAUUAGGAUUUCUCACCCCUUUUGAGUUCGAUAAUUUCCAGGAGCAAGUAACAAAUGUACUAGAAGGCCACGCGGCCUUGACCUUGAGGAGCAGGCUGCGAUGUAUCAUCAUGAGGAAAGGAGAAGAAGAUAAGGAGGCGAAGCCACCAACGAAUUUGCUGGUGCUGAACGAGGUCGUGGUGGAUCGAGGCCCGUCCCCAUACCUCUCGAACAUCGACCUCUUCAUCGACGGAAAACACGUCACCAGUGUGCAGGGUGACGGCCUGAUCGUGAGCACGCCGACUGGGUCGACUGCGUACGCUGUUGCGGCUGGAGCCAGCAUGAUUCAUCCUUCAGUACCUGCGAUUAUGAUCACACCGAUCUGCCCUCACUCUUUGUCCUUCAGACCAAUCGUUGUGCCCGCCGGCGUCGAGUUGAAGAUAAUGGCUAACAGCAGGGACUGUAGCACAGCUUACGUCUCCUUUGAUGGUCGCAAUCAACAAGAGCUACGUUAUGGGGACAGUCUUAGAGUAACCACAUCCAUCUACCCAGUGCCCAGCAUUUGCGCUGCGGACCAAAUUACCGACUGGUUCGAUUCAUUGGCAGAGUGUUUGCAUUGGAACGUACGCAAGAAGCAGAAACACUUGGACGAACUAAGUGAUUUGACUCAUUCAUCCAGUAAUGACACUUUGGACUCUCUAGAUCGCGACAGCUAGGCCAGGCAAGAAAGUCACAAUGCACUGCCUUUAAACCAGAUCCUAAAAGAUCAUUAUGAUUUAUCAGUAAGGACUGGUCUCAAAGAACUUCAAUGACUCGCUGCAUGAUACAUGAAAAGAACAAGCCUAACCUGUGUUCAUUUUAUCAUAAGAAUAGAGGAGAAUGAACUCGUCUAGUAGUCGCUGAAGAAACUGAGAAGAAAUAGUACGUACCCUCUAAGCGUCAUUAGUGGUGCAUAAAUUCAUGGUACACCGCAACUCAAAGCUACCAAAAGAACCUAAUAGUAUUUGGAUGCGUCGUAAAAAACAGUGGAUUAGCUAUGUUGCAGAAUUACAAAUUCUUCAAGUCGGAUUCGUUUUUACGAGAUAAAGGAUCAUCAAGAAUUUACGUAUAAUCUGUAAUUAAUGCAUCAAAAAGCCCAACAAGAGUGUUUUCCUAUAUUUCCAACGCAUAAUUCUACGCUCUACGACGACGUUCUAAUCCGCGAAAUCAUUUUGGAAUGGAUCUUUAUUUCCUUUCUUUUCUUCUUCCUUCUGUUUUUCUUCUUAUUGAAUUAAUAGAUUUUUAUUAACAUAGACAAAAUUGAAAAUAAAGGUAAAAAACGCAAGGACUAUUGUCGUUAGUGAUACUAGUAGUAAAAAAUUAUUUAAGAAGUGAUUACAUCAAAGCUAUUGAAUUGAUUUGUGAAAAAAACAUAGUUAAUAUAAUUAUUAAUAUUCCUUAUAAGUAAACAAUAUUAAAGAAAAAGGUUAUGAAAGACACCUCACAUCAUACAUAUAUAAUUAUUUAUUUUUCAUUAGUUUUGAUGCAUUUUAAUAAGUCUAUGUUUCCUAUAUGGAUUCAUAUUCUGUUAAUGUUAUCAAACUGGUUUCGUUAACUGCAGCAAAGAGCACAUAAGCGAGAAUCAACUAAAGAUAUUGUUGUUGAUAAGUUUUGUGUUCUUACAACGAAUAUGAUCCGGUUAAGGAUCAUUUUUUUGUAAAUGUUGAAUGUACUUUUCCUAUAAAUGAAAAUUUUUAAUAAAGACAUUUUUGUACUACAUAUAA
Messenger RNA from Bombus huntii, 4009 nucleotides. RefSeq names its product NAD kinase-like. Gene Ontology annotation, biological process: NAD+ metabolic process; NADP+ biosynthetic process. Bases 1652 to 2962 code for a protein of 436 amino acids. Gene Ontology annotation, molecular function: NAD+ kinase activity. The transcript has 8 exons. NCBI's taxonomy places the organism in Eukaryota, Metazoa, Arthropoda, Insecta, Hymenoptera, Apidae. The record is from RefSeq and is a predicted model, not a curated record.